CACGCACGACCACGCACUCUCUCACUCGAUCGUAAACCGCGGCGUCUGUAAUGAAAAUGCUUAGGCAGGCAGACAGGCUGCUCGAAGAAUUCCCCUUUCUGUCUGUCUCUCUUGAAAUCGUCCGUGGAAAUAAUAAUGAUAAUGCGCGUGUGUGUGUGUGUGCGCGCGUGUGAUACGGGUCAGGUAGGUACGCACUGCAUAUGUAUGACAGCGCGAUAAACCAACCAACGCCACCUCUCGUCGUAGCCCCACGCAAAACCCCCACAAAACACGGCCGAACCAACAAACAUUAAACAAAAAAAACGACUUGCGCUCGAUUAAUAAAGAACGGAUAAUAAUAAUAUCCGUUGCAUCUUCAAAUGACUUUAUUCGUUCCGUUUGCCCACGAAAAAAGAAAAGGCGGGUCGGUUACUAACAAUAAUAACAAUAAAAACUCGUUUGGGUAGAAAAUCCUCCCGCUUUACCAUUGUUUAAAAAAAAAACCCUAUUUAAAUGGCUUUAACAGAGUCGAGAUGACUGAUGCGCCUUUCGCAUUGCCCGCGUGUAUUGGCUAACCGCAUACCACAUGGCGCUGCCACGUGACCUCGCCGUACCAGCGAGAGAGCCGUGCAGUUGUAAAUCUGUGGAUUUAUGUCGUCGUAAUUCACGGAUUUCUCCCGAGUUUUUUUUCAAAUAAAAAAGACUAACGUUUCUGCAUGCAAAUCAUUAGGGCCAAAUAUGAAUUCUGCAUAUUAUAUGAACGCUCUGUUUUCUAAAUAUGCCUCGGAAAGCUCCGCGUAUUUGUCCGCCGGAGGUUUACCCGAAGCGCCCUGCGGACCCUACCCGAGCGAGAGCUGCCCGCCUGCGAGCGCCAUCUCGGCGCCCUUAGCCGCCUCAUCCACCACCACCUCCACCUCCUCGUCGUCAUCAUCAUCAUCCUCAUCGUCGUCCUCUACCUCGUCUUCCCCUUACGCGGCAGCCAGCGCGCUCUACCAUCAUCAUCACCACCACCACCAACAGCAGCACCAUCAUCAUCAGCAGCAACACCAUCACCACCCAGCCUCUCUGUACGGAUCGUCGGGCUUUGGGCUCGAGCGUCUGGGAGCCGCCGCGGCCGCCUCGCUGCACGGCCUGCAGUACGCCUACGAGCACGGGGCUCUCCACGCCGCGGCCGCCUACGGGGACACGGCGGCAAAGCGCGGCGAUGUCGAGGUGGUGGGGACGGUGGCUGGGAAGCAGCAGCACCAGCACCACCACCACCAGCAGCUCCACCAGCAGCAGCAGCAUGCUGGGCUGCCGAGCGGAGUGCCCAUUUACCCGUGGAUGCGCAGCACAGGAGGCCACGAUGGCAAGCGAGGCCGGCAGACCUACUCGCGCUACCAGACCCUGGAGCUGGAGAAGGAGUUCCACUUCAACCGCUACCUGACGAGGAGGCGCCGCGUCGAGAUCGCCCACUCGCUCUGCCUCACCGAGCGCCAGAUCAAGAUCUGGUUCCAGAACCGCCGCAUGAAGUGGAAGAAGGAGAACAGGGGUCCGAACCCAUCGCCCGAGGAGGCUCACGAGGAGGAAGACGACGAGGAGGAGGAAGAAGAAGAGGAGAAGAAGGCCGAAUGAUGAUGAUGAUAGCGAUGGUCGUAAGAAUGAUGAUGAUAGCGAUGGUCGUAAGAAUGAUGCUAUGAUUUGUCCAUCCCGAGAUGCGCAUUUUACGUUCGACCGAUGAUUGGUGAAGAUGAUGAUUAUGGUGGUGGUGGUAAUGAUGAUGAUGAUGCCGGUGAUGACGGUGAUGGUGGAUGUGGUUUGAUGGUGAUUAUAGCGGUGGUGGUGAUGUUGUAUUGUGUGAUCCAAGGCGUGCAUUUUACAUUAACUCGCUGACGAUGGUGUGAUUAGGCCUUGUCCAAGAGUGCAUCUUGUGAUGAUGAUGGUGGUGGUGACGACGAUGGUGCUGAUGAUUAUGGUAAUUUGGUUGGCCCACGCCAUCCCGUUUUUCUUCAACCGAUUAACGAUAAUGACGACGAUGGUAACGAUUGUUGGUGGGUUGGUGAGUGGAAGUCGCCUGGCUUUAUAACCCAGCGAUCAUCAAACGCAUUCUUGAGUGACCCGAGCCAUCCACGCGUCGUGCCCUGACACGCACACCCCGUGUGUGUGUGUUUUGGCAUGUUAUAACAUAUAAUACACGGAGUCGCUUUUUUAAUUUCUUGUAAAUCAUAAACCGCAAUUUUAACUCCCCGUUUUUUGCACGCUCAGUGAACCACUAUCUGGAAUGUUCAAUAUAUACGCUGUCUUAAUUGUGUUUUAAGAAUGGUUUAACCAGCCUGGUGUCUCAGCUGUAGAGCGAGCGACUCCCAAGUCGGUGGUGUGGGGGGGGGUCGAUAAAAUUACUACCACUUUGUGACGAUGUCCACAGUGGUUGUCUUACGGAUAUAGAUUGAGUCGUCGUCGCCGCCGCCGUCAUAGGAAUGUGGAAUUUCCCGCCACUGGCUCAGGGCUUUAAAUACCGCCUCAAAGCUGCUCAUUUGAGCAUGAAUUACUACCACGAUAAUCUAAUAAUGUUUAACGCUCCAGGUGUUUCCUCGCGGAGUAAACUAUAAGUACUGUACUCAAUAGGCGACACAAAUUAGUUUCAUGUAAAACUAUUGAAUAAUAAUGAUAGCAAUACUCUAGCCCUGCUUAGAGGUAUUAGCUUUCAAAAAUAGAUCAAGGAAAUAACUACCUAGACUCGAGCAACGCCAGUACUUUAAUGAUGCUACCUAUGAAUUACUACCAGUAUAUACACGUGCAGUGUGCACACACACCGGUCGUGAUUAAACAGCAAAUGGUGUUUUGUUACAACUGUGACUCGUUAAAAAAAAAAUACAAUAUCCCCGUUGACAGAUCUGAUUAACGAUACGCAUAUAUAUACAUAGCAAGUGUGACGUUUGAUGCGCACGUAUAGGAUCUGUGACGUGUUGUGUAGAUAUAUUGCGCGUGUGUGUGUGUACGGGGCGUUUGUCUUUCUUACUUCCCCUAAGUAAUGGUUACCUCUCGAAACGUAGGGAUCACCUUUAUAUAUAAAAACCCCACACACAUACACUACCGUCUUACCUUGUAAGCUAGUCAACCACCAUAUAACCUUGCGUGUCUGUACUUUAUAUGAUUUACCAAUAGUGUGACUAUAUAUAGGAUUAUACUCCCAAAUGUGAAAGUUACAACAGAUAAUACAGAUUCAAUUCGUGUGAUUGUAAUAUUUAUUACAUAUACGUGACUUUUUUGACAAGAUUUUACAAGGCAUGUGUGUUGUCGUUGUCGUCGUCGUUGUUGUGGUUUUUGUUCUUCCACUUUGUCUGCUGCGUGUGUAUCAUCAAGGCGAGUCUGUGUCACGCGUCCGACAACAGCUGUGG
Petromyzon marinus (sea lamprey) is the source of this 3356-nucleotide messenger RNA. RefSeq lists its product as uncharacterized. Lineage: Eukaryota; Metazoa; Chordata; Hyperoartia; Petromyzontiformes; Petromyzontidae. Gene Ontology annotation, molecular function: DNA-binding transcription factor activity, RNA polymerase II-specific; RNA polymerase II cis-regulatory region sequence-specific DNA binding. The record is from RefSeq and is a predicted model, not a curated record. Gene Ontology annotation, biological process: negative regulation of transcription by RNA polymerase II; anterior/posterior pattern specification. Gene Ontology annotation, cellular component: nucleus.